Danaus plexippus (monarch butterfly) is the source of this 5252-nucleotide messenger RNA. RefSeq lists its product as uncharacterized. Gene Ontology annotation, molecular function: iron ion binding; FAD binding; oxidoreductase activity. The record is from RefSeq and is a predicted model, not a curated record. The coding region runs from base 95 to 3952 and encodes 1285 amino acids. NCBI's taxonomy places the organism in Eukaryota, Metazoa, Arthropoda, Insecta, Lepidoptera, Nymphalidae. The transcript has 16 exons.
CAAACGGCUACAUUUUUCACAAUCGGUAACCUACUCCUGUUGAUAAGACGAUUUUUAAAGAAAUAAGUUUGAAAAUCACAAAAAUAAUAAUAAUAUGAAUGAAAUAAUUUUUAAAAUAAAUGGAGAGAUUCAUAAAGUUGAUGGUAAAUUUGGCCCUAAUGUGACUCUUAAUGAAUACAUAAGAAAUGUAGCAAACCUGAAAGGGACUAAGUAUAUGUGUAAUGAAGGCGGCUGCGGCGUCUGUGUCGUUUCCGUCCAAGCGGCGUUACCUCCCACACAAGAAAACAAAACGUUUGCUGUCAAUUCUUGUUUGGUGUCAAUUCUAUCCUGUCAUGGAUGGGAAAUAACCACCAUAGAAGGUAUCGGAAAUAAACACAUUGGAUAUCAUGAAAUUCAAAAGCGAUUAACAAAAUUCAGCGGUACUCAAUGUGGAUAUUGCUCACCAGGAAUGGUCAUGAACAUGUACAGUAUUUAUAAAGAUAAAAAUGGAAAAUUAACAUCUUCUGAAAUAGAAAAUUCCUUUGGAGGCAACAUUUGUCGAUGUACAGGAUACCGUUCGAUAGCUGAUGCUUUUAAAUCUUUUGCAACCGAUGCUAACCAUGAAUAUUUAAAACAAGUUGAAGAUAUUGAAGAUUUAGGAGCAGCUAAAUGCCCGAAAAAUUGUAUUCAUAAGAAAUGCAAAGUUAUAGAGAGAACAAACAAAAAUGAAAUUUAUGAUAAAUCUGGUGAUACAAAAGAAAAGGAGCCGUGUAAAUUUGAAGAAAUAAAGACACAAACAGACAUGCUUGUUAUAGACUGUGGAGCAUAUACAUGGUAUAAGGUUUUUACCUUAAACGAUGUAUUCAAAAUUAUGCGGAUGGUCAAUGAAUAUAAGUUAAUUGCGGGAAAUACUGGUCAAGGAGUUUUUAAAAUUACUGAUUAUCAAUCGAACAUUAUAGACAUAUUUAGCGUGUCUGAGCUAAAAGAUUGUAUUAUUGAUGUUAACCUGAUACUGGGUUCCGGUAUAACAUUAACAAAAAUGAUGGAAAUAAUUCAUACAUUAUCAGUUGACAACGAAGAUUUUUCUUAUUUAAAAGAACUCCAUGGACACAUGGAUUUAAUAGCUCAUAUACCAGUUCGCAACAUCGGUACCAUUGGUGGGAAUUUAAUGCUUAAACAUUAUGACAACAGUUUUCCUUCAGAUUUAUUUUUAUUAUUUGAAAUGGUUGGUGGGAUGAUAACAAUAGCUGAAAGUAAAGAAAAAACACAGGUGAUAUCUUAUCAGGAAUUUUUGACAACCGACAUGAAUAAGAAGAUUAUUUUAAAUGUAAUAAUUCCUCCUCUUUCUAAGUGGUGCUCUGUAAAAACAUUCAAGAUAAUGCCACGAGCACAAAAUGCGCAUGCUAUAGUAAAUGCUGGAUUUCUAUUUAAAUCAUAUCCGAACUCAAGACUAUUAGAAAGUGCCACUAUAGUGUAUGGAGGAAUAUCAAACACUUUUAUACACGCGGAAAUUACUGAAGGUAUUUUAGCUGGCAAAGAUCUAUUUACUAACGAAACAUUGCAAUUGGCUUUAGGAACUUUGCUGGGUGAAAUAAAACCUGAACAUAAUUCCCCAGACCCAUCGGUAGACUUUAGGAAAAUGUUGGCUGUAUCUCUAUUCUAUAAGGCAAUAUUGUACUUGUGCCCAGGUGAUGUGAUAAAUCCUAUAUACAGAUCCGGAGGAGAAAUAUUGAAAAGAAGUAUUUCAAAUGGAACUCAAAGUUUUGAAACAGAUAGAAACCUUUGGCCCCUUAACCAACCAGUGAAUAAAAUAGAAGCAAUAGCCCAAUGUAGCGGAGAAGCUAUUUAUUCCAAUGAUAUAACCACAGAAUCUGAUGAAAUUUUCGCCGCAUUUGUUACAGCAGACGCGAACGUUGGAAGUAUUGUUAGUGGUUUCGAUGUCACUGAAGCUUUUAAACUUGCAGGAGUACUAAGUAUUUAUACCGCCAAAGAUAUUCCAGGAGAUAACACAUUUACUCCAUCUAAUAUUCCACUAAUGAACGCAAAAGAAGAAAUUCUUUGCUCAGGAAAAGUCAUGUUCUACGGUCAACCAGCAGCUAUUAUAGUUGCUAGUCGAGAAAAGACUGCUAUCAAAGCAGCGAACUUGGUUAAAAUAAUGUACUCGCACGUAAGUACUCAGAAACCCUUACUCACAACAGAUGAAGUUCUUGAUUCUGUUGAAGUGAAAGAAAGAACAAUGAAUAAUAUAUCAAUAGCACCGACAGACGUCGGUAAUGACGUAAAACAUGUACUUAAAGGAGAAUUCAAGUUGAAAAGUCAGUGUCACUUUUAUAUGGAACCUCAAACUUGCGUAGUGAAACCAGUUGAAGAUUCUCUGGAAGUAUAUUCUUCUACUCAAUGGCUAGAUUUAACUAGCACGGCUAUAGCACAAUGUCUCAAAAUACCUCUUAAUAAAGUAAAUGUUAAAGUGCGUCGGGUUGGUGGUGGUUACGGAGGAAAAAUAUCCCGAUCGGCCCAAAUAGCUUGCGCGACAGCUUUAGUAUCAUUCUUACAGGGAAAAACUUGCAGAUUUAUCCUACCUUUAUUGACAAAUAUGAAAUCUCUUGGUAAACGUCUUCCUGUGCAAAACAAGUUUGAAGUGGGAGUCAAUGAUGAUGGUAAAAUACAAUAUCUUAAGAAAGAAUUUUACCACGACUGUGGACAUUCAUUUAAUGAAAACAUUUCUGGUACUACUGUAAUGCAUAUUACAAGCUCCUAUGAUACGAGGAGGUGGCAAAUUGACGCCAAUAGUGUAAUCACCGAUAAUGCAUCUAACACUUAUUGCAGGUCUCCAUCAUCUACUGAAGCAAUUGCAAUGGUAGAAAAUAUCAUGGAAUUCAUUGCAUACUCUAUUGGAAAAGAUCCAAUAGAAGUCCGUCUUCAAAAUAUGUUACUAGAUAAGAAUCCCCUGCCAGAAAUGAUAAUUCAACUAAAAAGUGAUUCUGAAUACGAUUCUCGCCUUAAUAAUAUAAAAAUUUACAAUGAACAAAAUCAUUGGAGGAAAAAAUCUCUAAGAAUAAUGCCUAUGACAUUCGAAAUAUUUUAUUUCGGAAACUUUAAUUCCGUGAUAUCUAUUUACCACGCUGACGGGUCAGUGGUCAUUCACCAUGGUGGUAUAGAAAUGGGCCAGGGAUUAAAUACGAAAGUGGCACAAGUGUGUGCUUAUGUUUUGGGAGCUCCUUUAGCAAAAAUAGAAGUACAACCUAGCACCAGUUUCAUUUCUCCAAAUGCUAUGGUCACCGGAGCGAGUAUAGGAAGUGAAUGUGUUGCAUUUGCUACUAUAAAAGCAUGUGAAAUAAUUCUCGAAAGAUUAACGCCGAUUAAAGAAACUGAGACCUUAUCCUGGGAGGAACUUAUUUCCACAGCCUAUGCAAAAGGAAUAGAUCUACAAGCAUCUUAUAUGUAUUCAGGAAAGGAUGAUUUGCAACCUUACAACGUGUAUGCUGUAUGUGCUUUGGAAGUAGAAAUUGAUUUGUUGACGGGAAAUCAUGAUGUAAAAAGAGUCGAUUUACUGGAGGAUACAGGAAGGAGUUUGAGUCCUAUUAUUGAUAUUACACAGAUAGAAGGUGCUUUUGCUAUGGGCCUAGGAUAUUGGACAUCGGAAAACCUUGUUUACGAUGAACUUACGGGUAAAUUGCUAACGGACACAACUUGGACAUAUAAACCUCCGGGAUUUAAAGAUAUACCUGCCGACCUGAGGAUAUACUUUCGAAGAAAUGCAGGAAAUGAGUUUGGUGUCCUUCAAUCCAAAGCAACCGGCGAACCAGCGUUUUGUUUGGCCACAAUUUUAAUUCAUGCAAUCCGUGAAGCAUUGCAGUCGAGUAGGCACGACUCCGGGUAUCCUGACGAAUGGCUACACAUUGAUCCACCUUGUACUGUGGAAAAAAUUUUCAUGGCAUUGGAACAUAAAAUAGAGCAUUUUGUCCUUAAAUAAUAAUUUUUAUUUAUCAGAAACGCUGAAUAUAGAUAUAUGUAAUUUUGAAUAGAGAAAUAUGAUGCAAUUACUUACUUCUCUAUUAAAUAGACAUAAAAACUUUGUCAGAGCAUUAUUUUUAAGUAUGAAAUGGUAUUUAUGAUUAAAUAUUUAGUUAUUUGAUAUAUCAAAGAUUGUGAGUCUAUUGUGUUCUUAUUAUACAACGCCAGAGCACGAAGUUAUGUAUUCAUUACUAUUAAACUCGCAAGAACGUACUAUAUACAUAUGUAUAUGUUUAUUAUUAUUAUUAGAAAACACAGAUUCUUAUAUUUUCUACACUACAUAUUACACUACUACACUACACGGGAAAGUAAUAUAUGGAUUGUUCUCUUGUUGUUUUCAUAAUCAGUAAUAUUAUAAGGUCGAUUUAGAUCGAUACCUUUGUUUAUCGAACGGCUCAUGAGAUAUUUAUCAGUGUCUUGAGGUCUCCACUGCCUUCUACUGCCCGCUCCAUUCACAGAGCACCUAACGUGGCGGUUUGGUAUGUCUUAUUUAUCUUUUCUAAAUGUAUCCAGCGAUGUUUGCACUGAUAUCGUUUGACUGGAUUACUUCAUAAAUUAUGAGACACUGCUCUAUUUACGUCGUCGUAUGGUGCUUAUUUGUCACGUCAAGCACUUUUUCACAUUCACAUUUUCUUUGGGGUGGCACUUUAUUGCAUCGUUAGUAGCACCGUUUUCUUGUUUGGUGUGUUUAUUUAAUUCUACUCUGCCUUAAGUUGUAUAAUUCUUUCGUCGUGAAUUAAGACUAUCGAGUUUUAUAUCAUAAUUGUCCUCAAUUCUAGAGAGAUUCUUUCUAAAAUACUUUGCUGCGGAUAAAUUUCUUGGCAAGAACUUCUUUCAACACUUAUUUUAUAGAGGCAACUAUCUUAUUCAUAACAGACAUCAAUUAUAAACAUAUGUAUAUAUUAUUUAAAAUAUAGGUUCCAUAUACAUUUAAUACAUAAUAUAUACUUACGUGUACGUAGUUUAUUAUCGUUACAAGGCUCUAACAAACCGUAUGAUAUAAUUGAAAAGCUUUUAUAACAAAUAUUUGUUAACUAGUUAUUAAAUUAACGCACUACCGAACAAGAUGAUUGACUUAAACACAUAUAUUUCCAUGUCAUGAUAUUCUGAAAAUGUUCUAUGUUAAACUAACUAUAAAGUUCUUCUAUGCUAAAUGUGUAAGAAUAUUAUAAAAAGUUAUAAUAGUACUACAAAUGGUUUACUGAUAUUAAAAUUAUAUUAUAUUCAUGGAAAUAAAAAUAUAAUAUAUGUAUAUACAA